CCAGAAGUCCAGCUUCCUCCCCAGCUACAUCAUCGACGUGAGGGAGCUGGACGAGAAGCUGCUGAACAUCAUCGACAUGCAGUUCCUCUACGGUUACUACGAGCCCACCCUGCUCAUUCUCUACGAGCCCAACCAGACCUGGCCGGGGCGGGUGGCUGUGCGCCAGGACACCUGCAGCAUCGUGGCCAUCUCCCUCAACAUCAUGCAGAAGGUCCAUCCCGUCAUCUGGUCCCUCUGCAACCUCCCCUUUGACUGCACGCAGGCCCUGGCAGUGCCCAAGCCUAUUGUAAUAACCACCAAAACACCCACAAAGCCCAGUAAACAUCCAAUCCAUCCCUAUUUGGGUGGGAAGCAAGUCAAACAACGGAGGAGGGCUUGGGGAGAAGAGGGAAGGGACGAUGACAAGAGGACCAGAACCUUAUUUCCCCACCUGUCGCCUGCAGGGGGGAAGUCGGCUCCGCAGGACGAAGUGGAUGAGAUCGAGGUGUAUGGCAGCGAGGCCCAAUCCGGCACCCAGCUGACCACCUACUCUUUUGAGGUCUGUGACAGCAUCCUGAACAUUGGGCCCUGCGCCAACGCAGCCAUGGGGGAACCGGCCUUUCUCUCAGAGGAGUUCCAGAAUAGCCCUGAACCUGAUCUAGAAAUUGUGGUGUGCUCGGGCUACGGCAAGAACGGUGCCCUCUCAGUGUUGCAGAAAAGCAUCCGUCCUCAGGUGGUUACGACCUUUGAACUGCCCGGCUGCUACGACAUGUGGACGGUGAUCUCGCCCCAGAAGACGGAGGAAGCCACCCAGGAAGAAGAUACUCAGGAAGAAGGUGCUGAGAAGGAGCCUUCUCCACCUGAGCCAGUGGAUGAUGGGAAGCGACAUGGGUUCCUCAUCCUGAGCCGUGAAGACUCCACCAUGAUCUUGCAGACCGGCCAGGAGAUCAUGGAGCUGGACACCAGCGGCUUUGCCACUCAGGGCCCCACCGUAUAUUCCGGAAACAUUGGCGAGAACCGCUACAUUGUCCAAGUGUCCCCUCUGGGUAUCCGGCUGCUGGAAGGAG
Messenger RNA from Thamnophis sirtalis, 1046 nucleotides. Lineage: Eukaryota; Metazoa; Chordata; Lepidosauria; Squamata; Natricidae. The record is from RefSeq and is a predicted model, not a curated record.